GCGUCAUGUGAUACAGUUUUCAGAUAGAAAUGGCAACAAUGGGUUGGUGUGCGUGUUUUUUGCUGCUUCUCAUAUCGUUGGUUUCUGUAAAUGCUGGGAAAUGGUUUUACAAAAACGAACAAGAAAGGGUCUUGGGCUCAAACAAGAAGGCGUAUUGUUUUAACCCAGAAUUCAACAAAGGCAUCAAAACGGUCAAGACGAAGCCCCGGCCUUAUGAAUUAAUGGAUUUGUCUGCCUUGCCAAAGGCCUGGGACUGGCGUAAUGUGAGCGGCAUCAACUACGCCAGCACCACAAGGAACCAACACAUUCCUCAGUACUGUGGUUCAUGUUGGGCAAUGGGUUCAACCAGUGCCAUUGCUGACCGAAUCAACAUUCUGCGGAAGGGAGCCUGGCCAUCCACCUACUUGUCUGUUCAGAAUGUCCUCGACUGCGGAAAUGCUGGCAGCUGCGAGGGUGGAGGUGAUCUAGGGGUUUACAAGUACGCCCACGAAAAGGGAAUACCAGACGAAACAUGUAAUAACUAUCAAGCUAAGGACCAAGCAUGCAAUGCUUUCGAUGAGUGUGGAACAUGUACAACAUUCGGCAAGUGUGAAGGUCUGAAAAACUUUACUCGUUGGAAAGUCAGUGAUUACGGGAGUGUCAACGGGCGUGAUAAGAUGAUGGCUGAAAUAUACAAAAAUGGACCAAUCAGUUGUGGUAUAAUGGCAACAAAUAAACUUGAGGCUUACACUGGAGGAAUUUAUGCCGAAUAUCAUUUGUUUAAUGCAAUUAAUCACAUAAUCUCGGUGGUUGGCUGGGGAGUUGAUAAGGCAUCUGGAGUGGAAUACUGGAUCGUCAGAAAUUCCUGGGGAGAACCAUGGGGAGAGCACGGAUGGUUUCAAAUAGUGACGAGUCUGUACAAACAUGGAGAAGGCCACCAUUACAAUCUUGGUAUUGAGAGUGGCUGUUCCUAUGGUGACCCAAUUGUGCCAUAAAUCUAUCCAAUAAUUAUGCAACAUUUAAAAAAAAACUAAAUUUAAUUUUGUUGGCUCACUUAAAAUUAUAAGUAUUUCAAAUAGAAAUUGAUUGUACUAAUAUUCAGUUCCAACAGGAUUAAUCUUGGUCACAGUUUUACUAAUUCAGAUGUUAAAAAUAUCAAACUUAUUAAUGUUCUUUCCAAAACUAUAAUUUAUUUUCAUAACUGAAAUAUAUUUUUUUUAUGGUAUCCAUUGUUAAAGGAUAAACUGGAAUUUAUGUCCAUGUUAUAUUGUCUGAGAUUAUACAUAAAACCUUUUCGAAUAAAA
Molecule: messenger RNA, 1283 nt
Organism: Gigantopelta aegis
Lineage: Eukaryota; Metazoa; Mollusca; Gastropoda; Neomphalida; Peltospiridae
Product: cathepsin Z-like
Exons: 7
Coding region: 30-974 (314 amino acids)
Cellular component (GO): lysosome
Molecular function (GO): cysteine-type endopeptidase activity
Source: RefSeq, a predicted model, not a curated record